GAGAAGAAAAUUCACCCAACCAGCCAAUUGCCGCCCCUCGUACUCACGAGUCACGUCCUGCGCUCAUCAGUGUCAGUGACACCGACUGACGCUUCGCUUACUCUUUGUCGGAGCUGCUGUAGUUACUCGCUCUCGCUUCGACGGAGGGCGAACGGAGGGAGGCAAGAAGAAAGUCAUGGGGGAGGUGGAGAAAGGCAAUACAAGCAAGACGAGCAGCCGUCAACGUCGAGUUGGGCUUCUGUACGACGAGCGUAUGUGUAAACAUUCUACUCCGGACGGCGAGCACCAUCCUGAAAAUCCUGAUCGAAUUAGGGCUAUUUGGAGCAAGCUUCAAGCCAACGAUAUCCCGAGCAGAUGUGUUCUUCUAGACGCCAAAAAAGCACAAGACAAACAUCUACUGGCUGUUCACACUCAAAGACAUGUCGAUUUGAUCAAAAAUAUAAGCUGCAACUCGAGGAGGAACAGGGUUUCCGCCAAACUGAAUUCCAUAUACUUCAACGAGGGAUCAUCCGAAGCUGCUUACCUUGCUGCUGGGUCUGUUGUAGAGGUUGCAGAAAAAGUUGCCAAAGGGGAGUUGGAUUCUGCUGCUGCCAUUGUUAGACCUCCUGGUCAUCAUGCUGAACUUGAUGAAGCCAUGGGGUUUUGUUUGUUCAAUAAUGUUGCUAUUGCAGCCAGCUUUUUGUUAGAUGGAAGUCUAGAAUUGGGCAUAAAAAAGAUCUUGAUUGUGGACUGGGAUGUACAUCAUGGAAAUGGUACCCAGAAGAUGUUCUGGACUGAUCCCCGGGUACUGUUUUUCUCAGUCCAUAGGCACGAGUUUGGUUCAUUUUACCCAUUCAGUGAUGAUGGCUGCUACACCAAGGUGGGUGAGGGUGUGGGUGCAGGAUAUAAUAUAAAUGUCCCCUGGGAGAACGGACGAUGUGGAGAUGCGGACUAUUUUGCUGUUUGGGAUCAUGUUUUGAUCCCUGUUACGAAAGAAUUUGAUCCAGACAUAAUAAUAGUGUCAGCAGGAUUCGAUGCAGCUGCUGGAGAUCCGCUUGGUGGUUGCCGUGUCACACCAUAUGGAUAUUCAGUGAUGUUGGAAAAGCUGAUGGAUUUUGCUCAUGGAAAAGUUGUGUUAGCCUUUGAAGGAGGAUACAAUCUUGAUUCUAUUGCAAAUUCAUUUCUUGCUUGCAUGGAGAUGUUACUUGAACGUAAGCAUGCUGCAAGAUCGUUGGAGGCCUAUCCAUUUGAGUCUACAUGGCGUGUGAUACAGGAGGUUCGCAAAAAAUUGAGUGCUUAUUGGCCUGUUUUUGUCGAUGAAUUACCAACAAACUUAACAAAUCAAAAGGCUCCACCUCCGCAUCUUCUAGUCUCAAGCUCAGAUUCUGAAGGCGAGGAUGGGAAACCAUCCAACACUAUAUCUGACAAUGUUGAGGCUGCUCUUGAGGAAGUUGUGGGACCACUUUCAAAGUUGACAGUUGAAGAUCAUAGUGGUGGAUCUGCAUCUUUCACCUCCUGGAGGCCAGUGUUUUCCAGAACUGAUAUUUGGUAUGCUACUUUUGGAUCGAAUAUGUGGCAGCCUAGAUUCCGCUGUUACAUCGAAGGCGGUCAGGUGGAAGGCAUGCAGAAGGCGUGUACUGGUUCGGUGGACAAAAACCCAUCCAAGGGAAUCAUGUGGAAAACUUUCCCCCACAGGUUAUUCUUUGGUCACGAGUCUACUGAUACAUGGGGUCCGGGAGGGGUUGCUUUCCUCCAUCCAGAGAGCAGCAGUCAUGAAAAAGCACAUAUGUGCCUCUAUAGGAUCACGCUGGAGCAAUUUAACGAUGUCUUACUUCAGGAGAACGUCUCCUGCCAUGAUAUGAGCUCUCCUGUAUUCGAUUUGACCGAUUUGAAUUCUGCCGUUAACCAAGGAUCUGUUUCUCUGGAGGUUUUUAAGAGUGGUUGGUACCGUAAUGUGGUUUACAUGGGAAAGGAGCAGGAUCUUCCCAUUCUCACCAUGACGUGCUCGCUGUCUGAUGCUGAGAAGUUUAGGUGUGGGGAAUUCUCAUUGAGAGCUCCAUGCAAAGAGUAUGCCAACACCUUAGUGAGGGGGCUCGUUGAAGGAGGACAGUUGUCAGAAGAGGAAGCCAUUGCUUACAUUAAACAAGCUUCCUCUGGCGAGCCACUUUGAUCCCAAACAGCAUUUAUUAUUAUGUGUUAGCUCAGCUUAUCUACUUCCCCGGUUCCGCAUGUGUUCGUAUGAAGAGCUGAUUGGUCCGGGAAAGCUCUUCCAUUUAUUAUUACUAGAUGUGUUAUGAGCCGCGCUCCGCAGCGGCAUGGGACAGUUCUUGUAUGUUGCUUUUGAAAGCCUGUCAUUUGUCAAAGUCUUUUAAUUGAUCGUCUUUAUUUUACCGAUGAGCUAAAUAAAGGAUGCUAGUACAAAAGCCAACUUUUUAGGAUUUUGCACCUAUAGGUCUCUCUCAGGGGCGGACCCGGGACACCCUAACUUUUGAGAAAACGAUUAUCCAAUCCCCGGUGGUAAUUUAUGUAUGGACAAAAAAAAAAUAUAAUUGAUAGUGAGGGACACCCCUUAAAUUUGAAAAAAUGAUUAUCCUACUGUCAUUUGUGUAUAGGAAUAUAAGUGGUAAGUUGGA
Molecule: messenger RNA, 2612 nt
Organism: Linum trigynum
Lineage: Eukaryota; Viridiplantae; Streptophyta; Magnoliopsida; Malpighiales; Linaceae
Source: the annotation of a GenBank genome assembly